Molecule: messenger RNA, 1968 nt
Organism: Penicillium roqueforti
Lineage: Eukaryota; Fungi; Ascomycota; Eurotiomycetes; Eurotiales; Aspergillaceae
Exons: 1
Coding region: 1-1968 (655 amino acids)
Source: RefSeq, a predicted model, not a curated record
AUGCCUCAACGUCAACUUUCGCGCACUCUGCCGAAGAACUUUACCUUCUCCCUCGGCGAUGAACCCAGGACUCCCGAGCGCCCUCAUACCGCAAUGAAUGUGCCUCCACCACCUCGUCACUCAAUCUCCAAUGGCCGCCUGCCCAGGGUUCGGGCUCGCGCUGGUACCAACGUUUGCGCUCGCAUGGACAUGGAUAUGUUCCACUUCCACGGCUCCGAUGUUCCCCUGCCUUCAAUUGAAGUCCCUCAAUCGACUACUAACUUCGAAGCGCCUUCAUUCCGUGGUUUCGCCCACGACGAGGGAUAUCUCGCGCCCCCUCGCGCGCGAAUGGAUUUUAAGACGCCACCUGCACAGAUCCGCGGCACGCCUUUUGAUUCCCACGACACUGGAAACCCGUGGCCUUCGUGGGACCACACUCCUGGCCCAAACAACUUUAAGCGCCCAGAUUCGGCCUGCUCGAGUGUGUCUAAUUCGUCAAUCGAAUCCAUUGAAACGUUCGCAUCACGACCGUCUGUAGGAAGUUUCACCAGUGUCGAGAGCGAUCUGUUUGACUCGUACUUCCCUUUGGAGAUGUCCAAAGAACCUGAGAUUGAGUCGCCUUCGCGACCUCAGAAGCAGUCGGCGCAUGUCAAAGCGUCCAAGAAGUCCUGGACUCGCGAUAUGGAUACCCACUUAUGGAAUACCUAUCAAAUCUACCUUCAGGAUCCUACUAUGACUCCAUUUAAGAUGACACCUGGCAGUAUCCCCCCUCUGGGAGUUACCUCGCGUGUUGCGCGACGCGCCAAGAAGACAUGGGGACAGAAGAGCAGUCGCAUUACUGAAUCUGUCUCGAUGCGGUCUGUUGAUCCCGAUGAAAUUUCUACACCCAAGGCCAUGGACGGAGAGUUGGAACGAGCUUGGCCCAAGUCUGACUCUAAGACUCGACGACGCCUCAAGAUGCUAUGUCGACGCAAAUUCUCGAUUUCUCCCCACUAUCAGCGCAUCAUGCAGUCUCGCACUCCCGAGCCUGUCGCCGAAAUGUUCGGCCCUGCCCCGGAUACCCGCGUCAAGGACUUUGCUGAUAACUCGGCCUACACUACUCGUGACCUCGGCGUUUCUCUUGUCACCUCCUCCGAGCCCACUCCACUUUCUCGGGUUACACAAGACUUGCCGUCAACGACGGACUGGUUCAACAACCCUGUGUUUGCUCAUGUCGAGCCACCAGUGACCAAGACUCCUAGUCAGCAUCUUCGUGUCGAAUCUGCCCCUAGCAUCCCUCGUCUUGGAUCUCCAUUCGUAUACAGCACUUGGGGCCCCGGUGGAUCAAACCGCCAGCUCCAUGACCCUAGUGCUCGACGGGAGACCAUCCAUGUUCCGGGUUAUCGUGCCCGACGUAACACAUACUUCGAUCAAUCUUUGCCCAAUCCUGAUGAUGUAUUCGCAAGCGUAUCCAGGCAGCAGCAGAAUUCUUCCGAUCGGGAUGUUGAACGUCGCUUGGAGGACUAUGUUCGUGACAACAAGUUCCAAGACAUGGGCCAUGGUCGGGUCCGCGUUCGCAAUCGUGGAGCUACCACUAGCGCUGUCAAUCCAAGAGAUAUGGACCAGCUUUUCUCUCCGCCCUCGUCCCUCAACUCAGGCCCAAUUGAGCCAGAGGAGACUACACCUGUUUUAAAACCCCCCAUGAACCCAUUGUUAGACCUUGGCGAAAAUAUCAAACGCCUUGGCUCACCCUUCCGGGUCGAAGGAGGACAUAAGCGUCGCGAAGCCCCGAAGCGAGUCAUUAGAGCACCUGCACUGUCUGAUCCAUUCUCGAGUGGUGGCCCUUCAUAUGUCGGGCCUCAUGACAACACCUCUCCAAUGCAGGUUUCUCCGGCUCAAGUCCGAGAUAAAGCUCCGGUUCCUUUGCCAUACAAUGCCUCAGAGGACGGCCUUUCUGAUGCUGAGCGAAUCCGCCGGCAAAUCUUGAAUAUGCCUUUUACGCGCAACUAA